This is a messenger RNA of Misgurnus anguillicaudatus (oriental weatherfish), 4166 nucleotides long. It is a transcript of the gene arhgap9, whose product is annotated as Rho GTPase activating protein 9. Lineage: Eukaryota; Metazoa; Chordata; Actinopteri; Cypriniformes; Cobitidae. Gene Ontology annotation, molecular function: protein binding; phospholipid binding. Gene Ontology annotation, cellular component: cytoplasm. Gene Ontology annotation, biological process: regulation of GTPase activity; signal transduction. The record is from RefSeq and is a predicted model, not a curated record.
UAAGUUUCUCUGUGACGUAACGCUGAAGGCCCCGCCCCGGUGUUCUGAAAAGAACUGAGAGAGACGGAGAUCGAGGACGAACAGAGAGUUUUUGAUGAUGAUGAUAAAGCGCACGGAUGCACCUGCACUUACCGAACAUGGCCCAUCUGGUGUCGUCCAGCGCUGAUCCGCUCUCAUCUAACUCCUGUGAUAUCUACAGCUGACUUCAUCUCGUUCUCUACCGCUGAACAUCAUGCUGUCCGGCAGCUGGCGUCGGGGUACCGUCAUACCCUCUCUGAGCAGCCCGACGGGGAGUAAAGAUGGAUCGGGAUCAGGACUGGGGAGCACUGUGAUUCUGGAGGCUCAGUAUGACUACUCGUACCGCGGGACAGACGGACGUUUGGUCUCUAUAUGCGAGGGCGAACGCUUUCUGCUUCUUAAAAAGACUAACACAGACUGGUGGCAGGCUCGCAGGCUCGGGGUGGGCAGUAAGGUGAAACCAAUAUAUGUGCCAGCCACAUAUGUCAUUGAGUUACCUGUCAGCACGUUCCGCCCCUCGCAGCUCGACAGCCAAUCAGAAUGUGGCAGUUUCAAGAUGAUCUCACGGGGUUCCUGCACACCUUGCAUGCUAUCAUACGGCUCGGCGACUGACAAACAGUUCUGUCGAUCUAUGGAGAAUCUAAGUAAUGGCUCCUCGAGUGACAAACACAAUGCUGGAGUUUCAGUUCGAGGACAUUUCCAAACAUUACCCCCCUCCUCGCCUGGAUCCCUCAUGGUUCAGGGUGGAUUUUUGGGUCAUAGUCAGAGCUCCAGUAAUCUUCCUCAGAACCCAUACCAGGACACAAACUACCCCAGACCCAGUAUAACCCGUCCUACUAAAUCUUACAGUCAAUGGGACGUAGCCAGUGCUACACGCAGACAUACAGACGGAAAUGUACAGCUCUCAUCAUCAGGGUACAUUUCCCAGAAUUCUCCAUCACAGCCGGGCGGGAGGCAGUGGGCGGAGCCUCCAUCACCGUUGCCGGGUCAACGACCUUUGCAGACGCUUCAGGUGUGGGAACAGUACCGUGACCCGAGCUCCGGACGAUUUUAUUAUGUUAACACCGUAACUAAAGAACGUUCCUGGAAACCCCCUCGCAGAGCUCGUGAGACAAGCCAGAACAUGAGCGCUGCAGUGCAUUCUGGGAUGGUUCAGCGUGAUGUCAGACAUCUGUCACUUUCCUUACAGACUUCAGGAAGCAGAGUAACACACAGGCUGUCACCUGACUUCCCCUACAUUACCCAUAAUGCAAAUGCUUGGCAGGUGAAUCAGAAGAUGCAGCGCGCGGCGUCGACCGAAGCUCUCACCUCCUCUUCUUCCAACUAUGAGGAUCCUCUUUGCAGAAGCUCCACCUCCGCUGGGGGUGUGGCACAAAUAAACCACUCCCACUCCAUGUUCCUGCCAACACAAAGAGUUAAUUCUAAUGGAAAGUCAGACUACAGGCUGGACGUUGAAGCUCCAUCAUCAGAUUGCUCACCGGACAGUGAUGGUGUAACUCCGGAGCUGGAAAAGGCGGGUCUGCUCAACAAAACCAAGAUCGCAGAAGGAGGCCGGAAACUGCGGAAAAACUGGAGCCCUUCAUGGGUGGUUUUAGUGGGAAACAGUCUUGUGUUCUUCAAAGACCCUAAAAGCCAAAAUCCUGAGAGCUGGAAACCGGGUAACAGUCGUCCUGAGAGCAGCAUGGAUCUCAGAGGAGCUCAACUUCAAUGGGCCAAUGAGCUGUCCAGUAAAAAAAAUGUCUUUAAGUUGAGGACAGUCACAGGUAAUGAGUUCCUGUUGCAGUCUGAUACAGACUCUCUCAUCAGAGAAUGGUACACAACAAUACAGAAGGUCAUAGACAGACUGGAUGAAGAGAACCCUCUGGAUAAUGUGUUGCUGUAUUCAUUGAGGAGAGCAGGUUCAGCAGAAAUGUUGGACCACAGUGGAGAUGAAGAUGAGAAUCGUCUAGGAUACAGAGCAUCAUUGCCGCGCUCCAUCUCUAACAUAGAGACGAGUGAACGUAAGCGUGUGAAGAGUCGAUUGAAGAAGUUGAUUCUCAGGAGACCUCCGCUGCAGACCCUACAGGAGAAAGGUCUUAUUAAAGAUCAGGUGUUUGGCUGUGGUUUGGAGCUGUUAUGUGACAGAGAUAAAUGUACGAUACCACAGUUUGUCAGGAAGUGUACGGAGGCUGUAGAGAGGAGAGGUUUACAUACUGAUGGGAUUUACAGAGUUAGUGGGAAUCUAGCGACCAUUCAGAAACUUCGCUUUGCUGUCAAUCAUGAGCGCGCGGUGACCACAGAUGGCCGAUAUCUCUUUCCUGAGGAGUUAAUGCAAGACCGUUUGAAUCUGGAUGAUCCGCAGUGGGAAGACAUUCACGUCAUCACAGGAGCUCUCAAACUCUUCUUCAGAGAAUUACCUGAACCUCUCAUACCGUACGACUUCUUCCACGACAUCAUGGAGACCGUCAAAAUAUCUGAUUACCUGGAGAAGGUGGAGAGACUAAAACUUCUGGUCCUCAGUAUGCCUCCAACAAACCACGACACGUUGAGACACAUGAUAAGACACCUGACACGGGUCAUGGAGUGUUCAGACAGUAACCGCAUGACGACUCAGAACAUCGGGAUUGUGUUUGGACCGACACUGAUGCGUCCGGAGAACGAGGGAGGAAACAUGGCCAUUAACAUGGUCUAUCAGAACCAAGCCAUCGAACUUCUGUUGAGUGAAUAUCAGCAGAUCUUUAGCCCUGGACCGACGGGUUCUUACUGAAUGACAGACACUUCAAGCCUGACACACACACACACACACACACACACACACACACACACACACACACAGAGACAUGCACGCAGGCACACACACACACACACACACACACACACACACACACACACACACACACACACACACGCAUGCAUGCAUGCACGCAGACAUGCAUGCAUGCAUGCAUGCACACACACAAACUUUCAUAGUCUUUUGUGUUUUGUCUCAUUAUUCUGACUGGAGAUUCUCAUGAUGGUCACACAAUAUUUUUUUUAAAUCUGUGUAUAACUUAAUGUAUAAGAUGUAUAAAUAUUUUACAACUCACAGUACAGUUAUGAGAAUUUGGGGGGUGUUAAUGAAAAAAAACCAUAUAAAUAUAUAUAUUUGAAUGAAAAUGUUUGUAUUGGGUUUAAUGCUGUUGACAGGUUUCAUCUGUGUAUUUGUGUGGUUUGAGUGCCUUUGACUGAUUUCUGUUUCAAAGCAUUUUAAAGCUCAUCUCUAUUUAAUGCACAAUACAAACGAUGAAAACCUGUCAGAUGAAAGCUGUAUGUGUCAUAAAGAUCAGCUCAGGUCAAAAGUUGAAUGAGUUUUAUUGCGCUUGAGUCAUUUACUCGCCUUUUAAUGAAAUAAAUCUGCUUACAUUUCACUCCAAAAUGAAACGUAAUUCCUGUUGUAUUGUUCAAGUGUGGUACGUGUGUGUAAGUGUGUGUUUGUGUAUCUUUGUGUGUGAUAGAGGAAGUUCAGUGUGCCACUCUCUGUAAAGGCGGAGCUCUUCGCUGCCAUUUGUCCAAAAUUCUGCUUUUAAUAACAGAACAAAAGAAGAACUAAAAAUGCAUAUGUUUAAAAAAUGUGUAUCCCCCACCGCCCCACGUCGUGGUUUGGUAAUUUUAUAUGCACUGUGGCUUUGGCUCGAGACAAAAAGAGCAAAGCAGAAGAGGAGGGAAGGCACACGAAGAUUUUAAUAUUCACUUUUAUAUAUUUUUAUUCUCUUAUUAUUGCGAUCCUUUGAGGUUUCUACCCAAACUAAAAAGUUAAUUACUUUACGAAGACAUUCAGGAUUGAAGGUGUCUUAAAGAUCUCUAACAUGUUGAGAUGAUGAUCAUCUUAAAGAAACAUUUAUAUUUAAUGAUGUAAUAGUUUACUCACUUUUAUGUUGUUUCACACCUGUAUGAUGUUCAGAUGAAAGCUGUCAAUCAUCAGUCGAGCUGCUUAACAAGCAAACAAACACGAAGAGAAAAUCACAAGCGUUUUCUCAAUGUAUCUUUGAUGUCAAUAUUCAUCUGCAGCUCUCAUUCACACUUCUGUUUAUGAUCUGGUUUGUGUUGAUGUGGCAGUGUUGUGUUGUGUUGUGUGUGUUUGUGUUCAGUCAUAAUGAAGAUGAAUAAAUGACAACAUAAUGUGUGUAAUA